AUGUUCCGCGUCUUUGGACAUUGGCAAAUCCCUUUAGUCUGUGCAAUUGUCUGGUGGGGGAUGCUCAUCGCCAUGCUUGCAGUCUGGAGUGCUCAAGGUAAACCAAAAUACGGAACUGAUCGUAAAGACGUCGUUUUAGUUUACAUUUCAGAUAUUGGUGCAUGGUCGCUCCAAGCACUUUUCAUAGCUUGUGCAUCAGUCCAAGCACCGUUUUUCAUCCUUGCGCUUGCCGCAGAACGUUACCUGCGCCAUGCAGGCCGACUUCCUCCUAACCUACGGCGUCGUGAAAAACUUUUUGCCGCAAUCGCCAUUAUUCUUUCUAUCCCAGGACAAGUCGGUAUUAUCCUUGUUGCAGUCUUUAAUACUGUCAAACAUCAUACCCUCCACUUUUCAAUGCUUAUCAUGUUUCUUGUCUGUACAGGUGUCUCAGUUCUUUUUACCAUUCUUGAGUUUGGUUUCCUUGACUAUUCUUAUGCCCAUGCUCGUCGUCUACGUGUGUCAUAUAUGCUCAAGGCCUUUUGGCUUAUCAUUGCCAUCAUUUUAGCCAUUUGUUUUGCUGCUCUAAACCGUUCUUCUAAGGACGUUGCAGCUGCUGUUUUUGAAUGGUUUUUGGCCUUUUUCUACGGAAUGUACUUACUUAUUCUUUCUUACGACUUGUUCCCAGCAUUUAAAUCAUAUUCUAGUGCAAAUGCAAUUGAAUCAGGAAUUGAUCGAACUCUUUUUAGAGUCACUUCUUGGUGGCUUCCUCACCGUAUAAAAACUUCAGCACUUGCACAUCCUCCAUUGGAAAAGGAUUUUGUUGAAACAGACUCUGACCCGGCAUUAUCAGCAGAUGUUCGUCCUUCUACAACACCUACUUUUACUUCAUCUUCAAAUAAUAAUAAUGCCGCAAAUAAUAUUCCUUUGGAAAUCCCAACACCUGAUUGUGGAGACGCACAAAGACCUUCCUUAGGAGACAGGGUUUAUGAAAAUAGACGAAAUAUGACACAAGUCCCAACAGACGAAACUAAUCGAUUCCAAACAAGCUAA
Messenger RNA from Magnusiomyces paraingens, 1029 nucleotides. RefSeq lists its product as uncharacterized. Gene Ontology annotation, cellular component: plasma membrane. The transcript is spliced from 3 exons. NCBI's taxonomy places the organism in Eukaryota, Fungi, Ascomycota, Dipodascomycetes, Dipodascales, Dipodascaceae. Bases 1 to 1029 code for a protein of 342 amino acids. The record is from RefSeq and is a predicted model, not a curated record.